Messenger RNA from Syzygium oleosum, 1460 nucleotides. RefSeq lists its product as uncharacterized. The coding region runs from base 303 to 1091 and encodes 262 amino acids. The record is from RefSeq and is a predicted model, not a curated record. The transcript is spliced from 2 exons. NCBI's taxonomy places the organism in Eukaryota, Viridiplantae, Streptophyta, Magnoliopsida, Myrtales, Myrtaceae.
AACCAACUUAGAUAACUACCUCUCCCCGCCACAAAUUUGGGCGCCAAACAAGAACGCGCUCCACCUUAUAAACCUCUGUUUCUCUCUCCCUCUGCCUUCCCAAAUCCAUCUCCAUACUCAGAAUUUCUCAUCACAAACAACUCAUACAGAUUACAGAAGAGAGAGAGAGAGAGAGAGAGAGAGAGAGAGAGAGAGAGAGGGGGAGGAGGAGGAGGAGGAGGAGGAGGAAAGUGAAUCAGUUUGCGAACUGUGAACGACCAUUUUCAAGAUUCGUCCGACCGAGAGAAAAACAGAGCAGACGAAUGCACACGAUGAGCUUCCUCGCUCAUCUGGACUACCCUCAAGAACCACCGGAAGGAGAGCGAGCCCCGGUUCAAGAACGAUCCGAAGAAGAAGAAGAAGAAUGCGAUGGGGUAUGCCCCGAGAUCUUGUUGCCCCGACCCCGCGUCCUCUGCUGCGGCGGCGGCGCCAACCCCAUGAAGCGGAGGAAACUCCCCUUCUCUUCUCCUCCGCCGAUGGCCUCGAACCUCAAGAAGAGGCCCUGCUGCUCCCUCCUCGACCGGGAGGACAUCGACUACACGCUCCGCGGCUUUAGCAAUAUCACCCUCCCCUCCCUUCCCCCCUCCAAUCUCCGGCGCACCAGCUCCGAUCCGGUCCCGCUCGGCGCUCACAAGAACGCAAACGGGGUUCUUGCAGCUCCAAACGGUGGGGAUCGCGAAGGUGUGGGGUUCGACGGCGCAGUCUCUACGUCGCCACAGAAGCUUGUGUUUGGAGUCAAUCCAGCAAUGGCGGCGACUCCUUUGCUGGGGAGGGGAAGCUCGUCACCGUCCUCGCUUCCCCCCAGGCCUCCGCUACAGAGGACGGUGUCGGACCCAACCCCACACCAUUUCCCGGGGUCGAUCAACUCGUUUUCCAGUGGCUCGAGCUCAAGCGGCGGUUGUGGCAGCGCGGAGGAUAGUCCUAAUUCCAGGAGACUGAAGAGGAUGAAGCGUUGCCUUAAUGAGAUGGGCAAGUGGUGGGAUCAUAUGAUGUGCGAAGCCGAAGAGGACGGGCCUUAUAUACAAGACAACACCCGGGGCACAGAGGUUUGAUUUGAUGUGCAUAGACUUUACAUUUGUACUGAUGAUCAUGUAAUGUCGUGGAAUUUGGAGGAAGAUUUGUUACUCUGAUGUUUUCCUUCUUUUGUUUCAACUUGCGGACUGCGCAGCAGGUUGAGCGCGAAACCGUGCAGGACAAUCAAGAAACUGUGAGCGUGGAGGUCGUUGGCGAUUGCUUGUGCAUUGAUCUCGGUUGCACAUGUGGAAAGGGCUUCCAGAUUCUGCUCUGGAGAAACAAGUGCUACUACAAGCUUGUGUGAGACCCCAUUUUUGUAAUAUUGGUCCCAAAAAGAAGGCUUUCUUAACCGAGUCCACGGAUGCACAUCUUACCUGAGAAUUGAAGUUCUUGUUCUUUGUUUUCUU